Paracoccidioides brasiliensis Pb18 is the source of this 477-nucleotide messenger RNA. RefSeq names its product ribose 5-phosphate isomerase. The record is from RefSeq and is a predicted model, not a curated record. The coding region runs from base 1 to 477 and encodes 158 amino acids. The transcript has a single exon. Gene Ontology annotation, cellular component: intracellular anatomical structure. Gene Ontology annotation, molecular function: isomerase activity. Gene Ontology annotation, biological process: carbohydrate metabolic process.
AUGUCUCUUGCGCCCCUCCGCAUCGUUAUCGCUUGCGACGAAGCUGGCCACAGCUACAAAGAAAUCCUUAAAGCCCACCUGUCCUCUAACCCUCUAGUUGCCUCUGUCACCGACGUCGGCGUCCCCUCCGCUUCUGACAAGACCGCCUACCCACACGUUGCCGUGCAGGCUGCACAACUAGUCAAGGAGAGGAGAGCGGACCGCGCCCUUCUGAUCUGUGGAACUGGUUUAGGUGUGGCGAUUGCCGCCAAUAAGGUUCCCGGCAUCCGUGCCGUUACCGCCCACGACCCGUUCUCUGUCGAGAGGGCUGUACUCAGCAAUGAUGCACAGGUCCUCUGCUUUGGCCAGAGAGUUAUCGGCAUUGAACUGGCGAAGAAGUUGGCUGCUGACUGGCUGAACUAUCGCUUUGAUAGCAGCAGUGCCUCUGCGGCUAAGGUGAAGAUCAUUGGCGAGUACGAGGCUAAACUUGCUUGCUAA